This is a messenger RNA of Pseudozyma flocculosa PF-1, 3942 nucleotides long. RefSeq lists its product as uncharacterized. The record is from RefSeq and is a predicted model, not a curated record. NCBI's taxonomy places the organism in Eukaryota, Fungi, Basidiomycota, Ustilaginomycetes, Ustilaginales, Ustilaginaceae. The coding region runs from base 1 to 3942 and encodes 1313 amino acids. The transcript is spliced from 3 exons. Gene Ontology annotation, biological process: mitochondrial L-ornithine transmembrane transport. Gene Ontology annotation, molecular function: L-ornithine transmembrane transporter activity.
AUGCUUGCCAACCGGCCGGCCGAGGCAGAGUCGGUCUCGCAGGCCCACAGCGUCAGUCCAAAGACGCAGAGAUGGGGCAGCAUCAAGCAGAGGCUCAGCAACAGCAUGCACCCCAGCGACGGAGUCGAUGACGAGAUGUGGGACAAGAACGACGCCGCGUUUCUGCAAGAGGUCGCCCGGGACUCUCCACUGAUCGCGUCCGAUGCCUUCGACACGUUGAUGCCCCUCGAGGCUGGCUACGCCAGGCCGGCUUCGAUGUCGUCGCCCCGGCUCUCGGUCGACCACCUGUAUAGGUCCCCGACGGGCAGGCCAUCGUCUUCCAACACGUCGACCUCGACCUCAUCGGCCUCGACCGCUUCGUCUGGCCACGACGACUUCCUCUCUUCGAAAAGUUGGAUCAAGAACGUCAAGCGACGUGGGUCGGCGGCCGCCGCGGGCGGGAUGCUGCCGGACCUUCCAGAACAGCCGCGACCGGACUCGGCCUGCGGCUUCGACGACCUUCGCUCCCCCGCUGGGACCCUGGACCACCUCUCGUCUCCGAUUCACGUCGCCAGCAGCAACCGCAGCAGCUUUCGGUCGAGCCCUGCUUCCAGUCAGGGAGACGGAGUGGACAGCGGGCCGGCGCGGCCACUCGUGGCGGACAUGUACCCGCGCUCGCCGUCGCUGCAAGGCUCGCCCUCGCCCUCGAUGCCUGCGAUCGCCUUUCGCCCUUGCUGGGACGACCGGCAGCACGACGGCAAGGCUCGCAUCGAUCUUGCAAGGUCUCCGCCGGCCCACCUGGUCGAGGUGCGCAUGGCGAGCGCUGCGCCUGCCGCCAUCACCCUCGCCGAGCAGCACGCCGCGGUCGCUCCCGCCUCGCUGAUGGAGGCGGUCGAGGAUGACCACCUGGCCAGCUCGCCGAGGUUUCAGUCUUCCGGCACGCUGAGGAGGGGCGCUGUCAGCCCGGAACUUUCGAACAGGCCGUUUGCGCCAUCGACGACCGGCCGCAGGCGCUCGAUCGCUAGCCUGCUGGCCUCGCCCCAGCACAGGGACGCUCGGUGGGCUGAUGCCGACGAUCUGGGACGCCCGCUCGGUGAGGCGCAUCACGACGCUUUCGCAGGCCCGUCGGUCCGAAGGCACCAGCGAUCCGGCAGCAGCCUCGUCGCCGGGCUCAAGAAGCUCAUGGGUCGGAGGGAGCGGGAGCGGGAUCCGAGGCCGGGAUCCUCGUCGGGUUCGCCAAUGACGACCUCAACCGCGGGUGAAGGUUUCCGUGCACCCUCGUUUGGAACGGUGGGACGCCGAGUUGCCGAAGACGUCCAUGUCGUCGGCCGCAUGCCGUCGGUCGACGAUGCGCAGGUACGCGGGCUCAAUCUGGUCGGCGUUCCGCUGUCGAUCUCGACGCCCGCCGGUCUGAGCGAGACAUCUCCGCAGAAGACGAUCCGUGCGACCCGUCGUUCACCCUCGGUCGACAUCCUCCGCUCCUUUGCCGGCUUCGGUCCGGCGCAUGUUGCCUCGGAUGCGCCGGCGCCGCGCUUCCCGUCGACGUCUGCUCCGGACGAUGUCGCUGCCUCUGCCGCGCGAAGCAGGACCAAGAGUUCGGACGGCCUGGGCCGACCCUUCCGCGAGUCGAUCUCGCAGCGCAUCCGUACCCAGAGCUCCGUCGGACAAUCGCUCUCGCGGGCACAGGCCCGCAGCAGCGUCAUCGAGCACAUCUCGUUCGACGAGGCGCAAAAGACGACCGGCAGCUCCGGGCCGAUCAUACUGCGGUCCAAGGAGAGCCUCGAGGAGCUGCGCUCGCAGCACGAUGGCCAGGACGCCGACCACGAGUACGUCGCUCCCGUCCUGUCGCCCACCCGACCUCGCCGUCCGAGCAGCCCGCAGUCGUCACGCUUCUCGGUCGACACCUGCAGCACGACGGGCGCCGGCGCCGGCGCCAGUGUCAACGGCGGGGCCGGUUUCGAUGCAGCCCUCCGACCUGCGCCGGCCUGCUUCGGCUUCCACUCGCAGGUCUACAAGGCUCCGGUUCGCGAGUACGCCUCGGGUCGCGCGACGCCCUCGAGCCCGUCGUUGCUCUCGUUUGGCUCUCAAUUGACCGACACCACCACUGGCGGCAGCGGCAGCGAAGCGCACGGGCGCGCGGCCAACGGCGCCGCCGACGCACACCGUCUCGUCCACGGAUCCCGCCGCUCGCUCAGCAGCCUGGGCUCGAGGCCGUGGUCCAACCUGCUCGGCUCACCCAUCCUCUCGGGCUCCAGCUCAUCGUUCUCGCACCACAAGAGGCUUUCGACGGCAUCAAUCUCGCGCCCGCUCUCAGUCGCCUCGUCGGCCUUCUCCGACCCCAACGACAUCGCCGCCGACAUGCAGGACCUCACCCUCGUCCCGCGCAACCGCUUCGACUCGAAUGCAUCCGAGCCGAUGCUCCACCAGAUGUACACCGCACCGCCGCGUCCGGGCCAGCAGGCGGUCCGGUCACGCCGCAUCGGCCCGGACUCGCGCAGGCCCAUGACGAGCGGCAGCAUGACGCCCAGCUCGACCGCCUCUACGCCGCGCUUCGAGAGUCCGCUGCAGCGGUCGUCCUCGGUCAAGACGUUCCACAAGGCAAAGGCCGUUGGCGGCAGCAGCGGCAACAGCACCAGCGCCGGGGACAGCAAGGACAGCAGCGACCACGGUCACGGCCCCACCAUGUCCGCACACGACGGGCUGCGCGACCUCAGGACGAUGAGCACAGCCUCGUUCGCCCGCCGGAAGCGGCCGUCGUUUGGCCUUGCCAUCGAGCCCGCGGCCUCAUCUGCGUUCGACAGCAUUCCGAGCCCGUUGCUGCGGACUCGCAGGCCUUCGGUGCCCGAGGUGGAUGCCGACAUACCCAUCUCGCCGCGACCGAGGGCCUACGGCGAUGACGGUGAGGCCGAGCUGGAGUUCCUGCAGGACCGACCGGCUCCCUCGAUCCAUGCCGCGGUGGUCUCGACGAUCGGCGUUGUUGGCGCGGGCGCCAGCUUUGGCAGGACGGCUCCAUCGGCAGAUGCGCCCAACUUUGAACGCUACUACAUCCAUUCCGUCGACGAAGAUGGCCCCACCCGCAGCGACGGCGGCCGAUUGAGCCAGGCGACCAAGGACCUCGCCUUCGGCUCGAUCGCGGGCAUGUGCAGCAAGGUGUUCGAGCAUCCGUUUGACCUGGUCAAGGUGCGCCUGCAGACGCAGGCUUCGGACCGUCCCCCUCGGUACAGCGGCGCCUUCGACUGCUUCCGCCAGACGUACCGAGGCGAGGGUUUCCGCGGCCUCUACCGCGGCCUCUCGAUGCCCGUCUUUGGCGCGACGCUCGAGAAUGCCUGCCUGUUCUUCACCUACAACAGGAUCCAGUCGGUGAUCCGGUCCGUGACCGGCCAGCAGGGCGCGUCGGGCUCGUCGAUCCAGGCCGACGCCGACUCACCGCUGUCGUUUCCGCAGCUGGCCAUCGCCGCCGCCGGCGCUGGAGCCGCGACCAGCCUGGUCCUGACGCCGAUCGAGCUCAUCAAGUGCAAGAUGCAGACUGGCACGCUGCUGCGCGAGACGGGCGGCGGCGUUGCGUGGUUCCUCGCGUUUGAGAGCUGCUCGCGCUGGUUCAUCCAGCGCAAGAAGGCGCUGCGUGGGCGGGACGACGUCUCGAAGCGCGACCUAGGCACGCUGGAGCUCGUCUCGGCCGGAGCGCUGGCGGGCAUCAGCUACAACGUUGUCCUCUUCCCCGCCGACUCGGUCAAGUCGACGAUGCAGACCGAGCUCGAGAUGCGCGCGCCGCUCAAGCCGGGCGAGGCGGCGCGUCCCAAGACGGGCUUCUUCCAGACGUUCCGCAACAUCUACAGCGCCCGGGGCAUCAAGGGCCUCUACGCCGGCUGCGGCGUCACCUGCCUGCGCAGCGCUCCCAGCAGCGCCCUCAUCUUCCUGAUGGUCAACAAGCUCGAGCAGGCCGCCGACCACUAUGGCCUGUGA